Messenger RNA from Drosophila takahashii, 2024 nucleotides. It is a transcript of the gene Drep1, whose product is annotated as DNA fragmentation factor-related protein 1. Gene Ontology annotation, biological process: regulation of apoptotic process; apoptotic process. Lineage: Eukaryota; Metazoa; Arthropoda; Insecta; Diptera; Drosophilidae. The record is from RefSeq and is a predicted model, not a curated record.
GCAAAAUCAAGCAGAAAUCAAGAAAGGCGCUAAAAAAAUCAUCAAAUGUUCGGAAAUUAAGCGUGGAGAUCAAGUGCAUAGCUAGAGUGAAUUAAUAAUUUAGUUGAACCAAACAAAGCAAUGGAGACGAAUGCAGGGAACUCGGGCGACUCCAAAAAGCCUUUCAAAGUCAAGGACGUAACACGCAACAUCAAGAAGGCUGUCUGCGCCUCCAGUCUGGAGGAGAUUCGCAGCAAGGUGGCGGAGAAGUUCGACAAGUGCGACCACCUGCCCACCAUCCACCUGGACUCCGAUGGCACGGAGAUCGACGACGAGGAGUACUUCCGCACCCUCGACGAGAACACGGAACUGGUGGCUGUCUUUCCCGGAGAGCAUUGGAUUGAUCCCACACACUACGUGACCAUAACAACUCCACAUGGCAACGAGGUGGCAACUGGAAACGGGGAUUCCGUACCCGGAGGCGAGGGAGACACCACCGAUGCGAACAACUCGGAGUCGGCUCGCAUCCGGCAGUUGGUGGGUCAGCUGCAGAACAACCUCUGCAACGUGUCCGUAAUGAACGAUGCCGACCUGGACUCACUCUCCAACAUGGAUCCCAAUUCGCUGGUGGACAUCACGGGCAAGGAGUUCAUGGAGCAGCUCAAGGAUGCGGGAAGACCACUUUGUGCCAAGCGCAAUGCCGAGGAUCGCUUGAAUCUGCUGAAACUCCUGAAGGCUGGGGCCAUUUUCUGCUCGGAACGCUAUCCGGAGGAUGCGGAGGCCAUCGACCGGGAGAUCGGGCGCCAGCUGAACGAGGCGGAGAGUGGUCAGAUGAGCACCACGACAACCAGCAAUACGCGCACCAUCGAGGUGGUGCAGUGCGACAAUCAGAACACGACGAUAACGAUUACGGUGGGCGAGGCCACCACCACUUGCUCCGCGGCCAGCGCAGCCCUGGGAUCCUCCGCUGCCGAGGCGGCGGCCAAUGAAGCCAAUGCCAAUCCGAACAGGAAUCCAAACGCCAACGGAGACAUCUGACUGCCCAUCUUGGGCAGCCUUAGGUGAAGUCUGCCGGCGGAGGACUAAAGCAUGUGGAGAUGGGAAUUAAAAAUCAAAAUCAAAAUCAAGAUCCAUUGGGAUAUACCGACGACAUCAGUCCUGCAACAUUGGGUUAACAUAAAUCGUAUUUGUAGCAUGUAAUUAGGCGAUGCGAAAUCAGCAAGCGGAACGAAGACAAAAUCAAGCGAAACAAAGUCACAGAGAAUGCUUCAUAGUAUCUAAGAGCAAAUGAAAGUUAACGAACAAUACACGUAUUAGAUUUAAACACCAAGGCCAGGAGUUCAGGCGGUCAUUCGCAGAGUCUUUUAGCAAUCACAGUCAAAGGAAACGUAUUUAACCGUAUAUACACCAGCCACACCAAGCCGUACUAGAUGAGUAAUGAUAUUAAUCAAAGGUUAGCGAACUAAGUAUUAUAUUCGAGGUAGAACCCCAGGCGUAGGCUGGAGUACCAGAUUUAACCCGCGUUGAGCCCGAAUAUGGAUAGGGGCACUGUUGAUUUGCUUGCCGUGUAAAUUGUGUUACGAUUAGUAGGUAGAAUUGGAAACGCACAUCAAAAAUUGUUUUUAGACCAAUGCCAUUGUGAAUGUCAUUCGUUAAAGGCCAAUUGAGACUGACUGUAUUUAUGUGUAAUAGGUUUUUUCGUGGUUUUGAGCGGUUCGGGACAGAUGCCCUGUCCUCCCCCCUCCCCGCCCCCCGGAUCUAUAGCCAAAUGAAUUUAAGCCAACAACAGCAAACAUUGUUAGCGAAUUAAACAAUAAAAGAACACAAUAACGGAAAAUGCAAUUGCCCCAUUAAAGUCGGUAACUGUCUACAAUUCGAAUAAGCAAUAGGGGAAGUCGUAAACGAAAGCGAAAACCGAAAGGCGAACGGAAAACAAUUAUUAAAUAUAGUGAAACGCAUACAGCAAUUCCAAAAAAGAAAGAAAGUACCCCGAGGCAAACUAUAUACACGAAACCAAGAAAUAAAUAAAUGAAUAUUAAACCAAA